GUUCAGCUGUUUUGACGUUUAUUGGAUACAAACAAACAAACAGACAGACAAGCUAAAUUUAUAUAUAGAAGUAUCAAUAAUUGUCGGUAUCUACUGAUUAAAAUAACACAAAUAAAAUAAAUCUUUUGUAGACUACUUGCAAAGACUAAGUCAAACAAACUUAUCUGGAAAUAUAAAGAAUACCUUCAGUAAAAUUGUGAUUUUUUCGCUCAUUUUUAAUCUGAAUUUUAGAUAUAAUUAGUGAAAACUUUAUAUUUCAGAAAUCUUUGGAUCUAAAAUGAAAAAUCUACGAAAUUUUAACUUUGUAGAUUUGCUGGAUUUUGGAUCCACCCAGAUUGAGCCUGACAUACAGUUUAAUGUAAUGGAUGAAAAUGGAAUUUUGUUAGGAUCUGUAAAAGCUCACAAAUUCCUUCUAUCUCUGAUUUCCCCAAUCUUCAAUCAGAAACCAUCAACCCAUGAGGACAAAAGCCUUGAAACCAUAGGGAUAAAAGGAUUCUCCUUGGAAUCUGUGAAUACUAUGAUAAAACUUCUCUACUCUGGAGAUAGAACCUUGAUGAGUAAGUUGAGUAGUUUAGAGUCCUUGUUCCAGCUUGUUCUCCUGGGGGAUGAGUAUGAGUUGAGAGGAUGUAUGACCAUGAUACAGGAGAGGGUUGAACAAGUUGACAUCUCUGACUACAGCGAUGUGUUCCAAGUACUGAAGAAGUAUGAGGAUAGGUUUACUGUUGAAUGUGUUUGGAAUAUAUUGUACAAGAGAACUGUUUUCUCACUUCAGAGGUUAUGUCGUUCUGAGAAGGAUGUUCUGGCUUUAAUUGAGAAUAAUCUUGAUUCCAACGCAGAAGUCUUGAAUUGGGUAAAAACUAAGAUCAUAGCAAUCCUCAACUUCAAGAUACAACUGAGUCCGCGCAAUAGCAAGUAUGGAAUUGCAUACAUAUCAGAUGAAGAAGAGAAGGAUGAGAACAUGACUAAUCAAGAAGGUAGCAAAGCUGAUCAAGAAGAAAGUAAAGCCGAUCUAGAAAAAAACCAAGCUGUUCAAGAAAAAAGCAAUGCUGAUAAUCAAGAAGAAAAACAUUCUGAUCAAGAAAGACACAAUGCUGAUCAAGAAAGAGGCAAUUCUGAUCUGGAAAGAGGCAAUUCUGAUCAAGAAAGAGGCAAUUCUGAUCAAGAAAGAGGCAGAACUAAUAAAACUUUUGUAGAGUAUUCAAAGGCACUGUGCCCAAACUGCAGAGGAAUUGGAGGAUGUCUAGACAGUCAAACUGUUAUUUAUGCAUUUACAGGGGUUCCUGAUAAAGUUACAUCAACUCUGCAGGAAGGAACAACUAAACAAACUUUGGGUUAUGAUAGUUUAGCAUCUGGAUCUCAUAGGCUUGCAUAUAAUACCAGCAUGAACUGUAUCACUCUCAUGAAGGAGUACGAAAACGAAAGAUGGGAAGACUACACUGGUAGAUUGAAGAGAUCUUUUUCUAUUGGAAAAACUGUUAGAAGCUCUUUUGGAACUCAAUCUUUCGGAAACACUUUAAGUAGUCCGUUUGGUGCAAAGCCUGCUGAGACAACUGGUAGAAGUCCUUUUGUAUCUGUCAAUAUUGCUGCCGAUAGCAAACCUGCUCUAAGCACUACAAGUCCAUUUGGGUCAGUGCUUACUGGAACUACUGGUAGAAGUCUAUUCAAAAGUAAACCUGUUGAAAGCACUAAAAGUAUAUUUGGGUCCGGGCCUGCUGGAACUACUGGUAGAAUUAUUUUUGAUAGCAAACCUGUUGAAAGCACUAAAGGUAUGUUUGGGUCAGGGCCUGCUGGAACUACUGGUAGAAGUAUUUUUGAUAGCAAACCUGUUGAAAGCACUAAAAGUAUAUUUGGGUCAGAGCCUGCUGGAACUACUGGUAGUGGGAUUUUUGAUAGCAAACCUGUUGAAAGCACUAAAAGUAUAUUUGGGUCAGUGCUUGCUGGAACUACAGGUAGUGGGAUUUUUGAUAGCAAACCUGUUGAAAGCACUAAAAGUAUAUUUGAGUCAGAGCCUGCUGGAACUACUGGUAGUGGGAUUUUUGAUAGCAAACCUGUUAAAAGCACUAAAAGUAUGUUUGGGUCAGUGCUUGCUGGAACUACAGCUAGCGGGAUUUUUGAUAGCAAACCUGUUGAGAGCGCUAAAAGUAUAUUUGGGUCAAAGUCUGCUGGAACUACAGGUAGCGGGAUUUUUGAUAGCAAACCUGUUGAAAGCACUAAAAGUAUAUUUGGGUCAACGUCUGCUGGAACUACAGGUAGCGGGAUUUUUGAUAGCAAACCUGUUGAAAGCACUAAAAUUAUACUUGGGUCAGAGCCUGCUAGAACUACUGGUAGUGGGAUUUUUGGUCUUUCAUCAGAAGAAGCCUCUUACAACAGGUUAGAUGCUAAGCCUGCUGGCACUGUCAAUAGUCUUGUUAUCUCCCCUUCUGACCUCCUGCCUUUAACCUCCUCUGAGCACAGUCCCAUCAUCACCAUCUUGGAGUCUGAUAGCUCCACUCCUCCCUCUUAUAAAUUUCCUCUUCUUCCAGAAACAAUUAAUCCUGCUGACAGCAUUAGAAGUACUUUUGGACCUACUGGAAUUAAUGGUAGUAGUACUUUCCAAUUUUAUGGAACAAAACCUGUUAAAGCUACUGGAAGUAGCUUUUGUAGUCCUGUCUGUGUUCAAUCUGUUGGAAGCUCCGAAAGUCCUAUUGGUUCAAAACAACAAAUCCUUCCAUUGGUCAAGGGUGAAAUAGUUGCAACUGCAUCUGUGGCAACUUUGUCUGAUCAGUACUUGCAACCAAUUGCAAAGGCUAUUCGAUUAUCAGCUGAUGCAACACCAUUGGGCACAACCAUCUCUAGAGCUUCUUUGUCACUAUUUCCUUCUGCUGUCACAAACUCCUUUGGGGCAACCUCUUCAGCAACUUUAGGUGGAGGCCCAUCAACAACCUCUGGUACAAUCUCUCCUGGCAACUCUGGUGCAACAUCUCGUUAUACCUUUGGUGCAACCCCUUCAGCAACUUUAGGUGGAAGUCCAUCAACAACCUCUGGUACAAUCUCUCCUGGCAACUCUAGUGCAACCCCUGGUUAUAUCUUUGGUGCAACCCUUUCAGCAACUUUAGAUGAAAGUCCAUCAACAACCUCUGGUACAAUCUCUCCUGGCAACUCUAGCGCAAGCCCUUGUUAUACCUUUGGUGCAACCCUUUCAGCAACUUUAGGUGGAAGUCCAUCAACAACCUCCAGUACAAUAUCUCCUUGCAACUCUAGUGCAACCCCUCGCUAUGCCUUUGGUGCAACCCCUUCAACAACUUUAGGUGGAAGUUUAUCAACAACCUCUGGUACAAUCCCUCCUUCAACCCAUAGUGCAAGCCUUCAUUAUACCUUCUGUUCAACUUCAAAUUUUAUUCCUAUUUCUACUUCAAACAACCCCACCUUGUGUGCAAAUACUUUUAAGGACCCUGCCUCUAAUGUAACUGAUAUUACAAACGCCUCUGCCUUUAAUGUAAGUGACAUUCCAAACGCCCCUGCCUCUAAUGUAACUGAUGCUCCAAAUGACUCUACCGCUUCUGUAAUUGAUACUCAAAACGCCUCUGCCUCUGAUGUAUCUGAUACUCCAAAUGGCUGUGCCUCUAAUGUAACUUAUACUCACAACGCCUCUAGUGUAACUGUUACUCAAAACGCCUCUGCCUCUAAUGUAAGCGAUACCCAAAACAACUCUGCCUCUAAAGUAUCUCAUACUCCAAGCGGCUCUACCUCUAAUGAAACUGAUAUUCCAAACGCCUCUAAUGUGACUGAAACUCAAAACGCCUCUGCCUCUCAUGUAUCUGAAACUCCACAUGCCUCUGCCUCUAAUGUAACCGAUAAUCCUAACAAUUCUGCCAUUAAUGUAACCAAUAAUCCUAACAGUUAUGACUCUAAUGUAACCGAUAAUCCUAACAACUGUGUCUCUGAUGUAACCAAUAAUCCUAACAAUUGUGCCUCAAUGUAACCAGUACUCCCAACUCUGCCACUGAAGUCGUUGAGUAGCACAAAUGUAGCCUGUCUGCCUUCCUUAAAUUCUGUAGUCCAGGAAGUGCCUAAAGUUCUUGACAUGAAUUCCAAACCUUUUGAAGGAUUUUUAUCUAAAAAAUCUGGAAAACCCCCUGAAUUACCCCAAGUACGCGGAACACCUGAAGUACAGUAAAAACCAAAAGUUCAUUCUACUCCAAAAGUGCCUGGACACAUUAAAGUUUUUUAAGGGGAUACCUGCUGUUGCAAGAUAGGUAUCUGGAAAGACUAAAGGCUGUUAUUGAACAGAGCCAUGAGUUUUAAAAAACCUAAGCAAACCCAAAGUGAGAUCAUGACACACAUGUCAAAGCUUCAAACCUUUUUAAAAUUUCACCAGAUAUGGUUAUCAGGAUUAGCAUAUUAUUAUUAGUCUUCACUGCAGGACAUGUAAAGAAUAAGAUAUAUCUUGAAUAUUUUUAUGCAUGUACUAGUAUUUCACAGUGUGGUUCUUAUAUUCUUUAUAACUAUAAUGCUAUAUAUAUAUUUUUUGUUGAUUUACCCAGAAAACAUUUUUACCGACUUCAUGUGCCGAUGGCGAAGGUGGCGGGUAAAUAAUUCUGGACUUUAUUUGUUCGCCAUCGGUUUGUGGGAGACUAAAUGUUUGCAGGGUUAGUUCGAUGUAGUUUAGUAAGUGAUUCUUAGAUAUCCUAAAACCAACAGAGGGUAAUUCUCUUUUUUAAUGAACGAGAACAAGUAUUUCGUUUCGUAUUAAAAUUUAGAAGAACCCAAAAAAGGGAGAUAAGUAAUAACUUGUAGAUAUUUUGUGAUAUAAAGGGCAUUUUUUCUCAAUCACAGAUAGUAUUUGUGGUAAUCCAUUUAAAUUUGAAAAUUCCUAGUCUUGGGAUUUCUGUUGAAUUCCAAGACAAGAGAGAGGGAGCCUUUCCUUGCCGACUACGCGUUACUCCUUUGGGCUUCUGUCUCAAGGUUAUUGUGAACGAAAUACUUAAAAAUCUUGAAAAGACGACAUCUAUAAGUGUCCUUUUUGUUAUUUUAAUUGAACUGUAGCGUGAAACUUAAAACUAAAAUUCUCGCAUGUUUUUCGAACGAAUUGAAUUGUAUGUCUAAUAAAAGUAAAAUAAAUUUUCAUAUUU
Molecule: messenger RNA, 5111 nt
Organism: Eurytemora carolleeae
Lineage: Eukaryota; Metazoa; Arthropoda; Copepoda; Calanoida; Temoridae
Product: mucin-5AC
Exons: 6
Coding region: 278-3961 (1227 amino acids)
Molecular function (GO): protein binding
Source: RefSeq, a predicted model, not a curated record